CGGGCGGGAAGGGGGAGGAAAACGGGAGUGUGACCGAGGGCUGAGAUAUCGGAAAGUGGGGCUGGAGAUAGUGACCCGAGCCGCAGCCUGGGGUCAUCAGUGAAUCCUAGAGCGAUGUUGAAGUUUAAAUACGGUGGCCGUGGUCUUAUAGACAGUGGAGCAGGUGAAACAAUCACCAAUCGUUGUUCCAGACUCAAUCUGUUUUUCCAGGGAAAGACUCCAUGUCUGGGUCGGAUACAACAACAGUCUUCCUGCUUAUUGACCAGAGAAGGACUUGUUGAUGCAAUUCUUGUCCUCUUUGAAGAAUGUACUAGCCCCGAGCUGAUGAAAAUUAAACAUGUGGCCAAUUUUGUGAAAAAGUACAAAGAUACUCUGACUGAGAUUCGGGAGUUGCAACCCUGUGCUGGUGAUUUUGAGGUGAAAAACGUGAUUGGUCGUGGUGUUUUUGCGGAAGUGCAGGUCGUCCGUGAGAAAGCUACCAACGAUGUUUAUGCAAUGAAAGUGAUGAAUAAGCAGGCACUGAUUGGAGAUGAUAAUGUCGUAUUUUUUGAGGAGGAAUGUAGUAUCCUAUCACGCAGCACCAGCCCCUGGCUGCCUCCAUUACAGUAUGUAUUUCAGGACAAGACUUAUAUUUAUCUGGUAAUGGAAUACCAACCAGGGGGUGAUCUGCUGGCACUCCUGAAUCGUUAUGAUGAUCAGUUUGAUGAAAGUAUGGCUCAGUUUUAUUUGGCUGAGUUAGUUCUGGCCAUUCAUAGUGUUCAUCAGAUGGGUUAUGUACAUAGAGAUAUCAAACCUGAGAAUAUUCUUAUUGACCGGACAGGACACAUUAAAUUGGCAGAUUUUGGAUCGGCGGCCAAACUAACAGCAAACAAAACGGUGAGCUCAAAGCUGCCAGUUGGCCCACCAGAUUUCAUGGCUCCUGAAGUAUUGACUAUGAUGAACGGAGAUGGAUGUUCUUCAUAUGGUGUGGAAUGUGAUUGGUGGUCAUUGGGAGUAAUUGCUUAUGAAAUGAUUUAUGGGAGGUCUCCAUUUGUUGAGGGAACAUCAGUCAAAACCAUCAGUAACAUCAAGAACUUUCAGAGAUCUCUGAAAUUUCCAGAAGAGCCUAAAACAAGUAAGGAGUUUCUAGAUUUGGUGCAAAGUCUGCUGUGUGAAGCCAAGGAGCGCUUGAAUUAUGAGGGACUCAUCUGUCACCCAUUUUUUACAAACAUCAACUGGAACAAUAUCAGGCACAUUCCACCCCCUUUUGUACCGACCCUGGAAACUGACGAUGAUGUGUCCAAUUUUGAUGAGCCAGAGAAAAUAUCGCGCCCAAUGAUCGAGACACAGCAGCUGAACAAAUCGGGUUUUACAGGAGAGGACUUGCCUUUCGUAGGAUUGUCCUUUACCAAGACACUGGCUGCACUCUCUCGCUCAGAAUCUGUAACUUCGCUGAUGGACUCACCAGCCAAGACAAACUCUCUCGAAAAAAAGCUGCUGUUAAAGAAUAAAGAAUUGCUGGAGUCACAGGACACAUGUCAUAAGAUGGAUCAAGAAGUCACCCAUUUACAGCGUAAAGUCUGUGAGCUAGAAACAGCACUUGAGCAAAAGGAUGUGGAGCUUCAGGCAUCUGAAACCCAGAAGUCAAUCCUGGAGCAAGACUUGGCAACAUAUAUUACAGAAUGUAGUAGCCUGAAGCGUAGCCUUGAGCAGGCACGUGUAGAAGUAUCUCAGGAGGACGACAAAGCACUCCAGCUGCUACAGGACAUUCAGGAGCAGAGUCACAGAAUGCAGGAAAUCAAAGAACAGGAGUUUCAUGCUCAGAUGGAGGAGAUGCAAGUGACUGUGCGACAACUUGAAGAGGAUCUCGCUGCAGCACGCCGACGGGCUGAUCUUUACGAGUCCGAACUGAAGGAUACUCGAAUUACAGCAGAUGAAUAUAGAAGGAAAGCAGCUGAAUCACAGCAGAAACUACAGAAGACCCGAGACCAGGGAAAAGCUGAGGUUGGAGAGAUAUACGCCAAACUGGAAAAGAUGAACACAGAGCAACAGAAGAAAAUACAGGAAUUGCAGGAAAAGCUUGCCAAGGCAGUGAAAGCCAGCUCUGAAGCCACAGACCUCUUGCAGAAUGUCCGCCAAGCUAAAGAACGCGCAGAGCGAGACCUAGAGAAGCUACAGGGCCGCGAAAACUCCAGUGAAAGCUUCAGGAAGAAACUGGUGGAAUCGGAGGAACGCCGCAAGUCUCUGGAGAACCAAGUGAAACGACUUGAGAUGGUGGAGCGCAGAGAAAACAAGCUGAAGGAGGAUUUGCAGACAAAAUCUCAGCAGAUACAGCAAAUGGCUCAGAAAAUCCUGGAGUUGGAGGAGAGUUGGUGUGAGGCCCAAGCAACAGCACAACGUAUGGAAACCAACCUUCGGCAGAAAGAACAACUCUAUGAGGACAAAAUGAAGGUUAUGGAAGCACAAGUGAAGAUGGGCAUUGCAACUAAGGAAUCAUUAGAAGAUUGUCGCCUCAGGCAUGAGGAAGAUAUACGUAAAAAGUGCAAAUUGAUCGAUGAUCAGAAAGCGACGAUAAAUGCCAUGGAUUCCCAAAUUAAGUCUCUGGAACAGAGGGUAGCAGAGCUCUCUGAAGCAAACAAACUUGCAGCAAACAGCAGCAUCUUUACUCAGAGAAGCAUGAAAGCACAGGAAGAAAUGAUUGCGGAACUCAGACAGCAGAAGUUUUACUUGGAGACACAGGCGGGGAAGCUGGAUGCUCACAACCAAAAACUGGAGGAACAAAUGGAUAAAAUCAACCAGGAUGAACAAAGCAGCAAAAACAGGGUCCUAGAGCUUGAGACUAAACUCAGGGAGGCCAGUCUGGAGCAUGAGCAACAGAAACUGGAGCUGAAGAAACAAGGGAAUGAGUUGCAGCUGGCUCUGCAGGAGAAGGAGGCUCAGAUUAGAAGUCUGCAAAGUACAAAAACUGCACUGGAAAACCAACUGCAAAUGGCCAAGGCAGAGUUGGAGGAGACCACAACCGAGGCAGAGGAAGAGAUUCAAUCCCUGAGGGCACACCGUGAUGAAAUUCACAACAAGUUUGAAACCCUUCGAGAAAGUUGCACAGUUAUCUCUGACCUGGAGGAGCAGUUAAACCAGCUGAGUCAGGAAAAUGCAGAGCUCAAUAGCCAAAACUACUACCUGACCAAGCAGGUAGAAGAAUUAUCAUGCAUUGGAGAUGAACGAGCCCAGCUUCGUCAGGAAAUGGGGAGAAUGCGCCAGGAACUAUCUGACCAAGAGCUUCAGCUUAGUAACCAAAAACAGACAAUAGAGACAUUAAAGACAACUUGCUCAAUGCUGGAAGAGCAGGUGAUGGACCUAGAGACACUGAACGAUGAACUCCUAGAAAAAGAACGCCAAUGGGAAAACUGGAGAUCAGAAUUUGAAGAAGAGAAAGCUCAACUUGAGCGGCGGAUCCAAGAAAUGAAGAGACUACUAGACAUAGAAAAGCAGAACAGAAUGCGUGCAGACCAGCGUGGCAAUGAGUCCCGCCAGGCUGUGGAACUAGCUGUGAAGGAGCACAAAUCUGAGAUCCUAUCGUUACAGCAUUGUUUAAAGGAACAGAAACUGAAGGCAGAAAGCCUUUCUGAUACGCUGAGUGACCUGGAAAAGAAGCACACUAUGCUGGAGAUGAAUGCACGUGGCCUUCAGCAGAAACUGGAGACAGAGCGAGAGCUAAAGCACAGACUGAUUGAAGAGCAAACAAAGCUGCAGCAGCAGUUGGACAUGCACAAGACACACAUCUUUCGUCUGACUCAAGGACUGCAGGAAGCCCUGGAUCAGGCUGAUCUAUUAAAGACAGAGCAGAGUGAUUUGGAGUAUCAGAUUGCAAACAUGCAGAUGGUGUUCUCCCAUGAUAGAGUGAAGCUGGAAGGUACAAUCUCUCAACAGUCUAAACUGAUAGAUUUCCUACAAUCAAAGAUGGACCAGUCAAUUAAAAAGAAGAAGAGUUUGUUUGGCCGUCGGCGUGAGGACCCUACUCUUCCUGUCCAGAUACCCAUGCAGUAUAAUGACUUGAAAGUAGCCUUGGAUAAGGAGAAAUGUCGAAAUAUGGAGCUAGAAGACGCAUUACAGAAAAUACGUGUAGAGCUGAAAUGUGUUCGGGAGGAAGCUGCUCAUUUUAAAACAGUGGAUCACCAGCCACAAUCAACACCAGCUACAGCUAGGCACCAGAUCAUCAUGUCUGCAAUUGUUCGUUCCCCAGAGCACCAGCCAAAUCCUAUCAGCCUGCUAGCUCCGCCCUCCAGCCACAGGAAGGAAUCUUCUACUCCUGAGGAAUUUGGUCGGCAGUUGAAGGAACGUAUGCAUCAUAAUAUUCCACAUCGUUUCACCGUUGGCCUGAACAUGAGGGCUACAAAAUGUGCUGUUUGCCUGGAUACUGUACAUUUUGGCCGCCAAGCAGCAAAGUGUGCAGAAUGCCAAGUGAUGUGCCAUCCUAAAUGCUCCUCUUGUCUACCAGCAACGUGUGGGCUCCCUGCAGAAUAUGCUACACACUACGAAGCUUAUUGCCGUGACAAAAUGAACUCACCUGGCCUACAGCUAAAGGAUCCAGCAUCAAAUGUGCGGCUGGAGGGCUGGAUGAAAGUUCCCAGAAAUGGGAAACGAGGGCAACAGGGAUGGGAACGGAAGUACAUCGUCCUGGAAGGAUCGAAAGUUCUCCUUUAUGAGAAUGAUUCAAUAGAUGGGCAAAGACCAAUUGAUGAGUUUGAACUAUGCCUACCUGAUGGGGAUGUGACUGUGCACGGAGCUGUUGGAGCCACUGAACUUGUAAACACUGCAAAGACAGAUGUGCCUUAUGUGCUGAAGUUGGAAUCUCAGCCACACACUACCUGCUGGCCUGGUCAGACACUCUAUAUGCUUGCUCCGAGCUUCCCAGACAAACAGCGCUGGGUCAAUGUGUUGGAGUCUGUUGCAGCCUGUGGACGAAAGUCGUGUGAAAAAGCAGAGACGGCUGCUAAGUUACUGGGAAAUUCGUUGCUGAAGCUGGAGGGAGAUGACCGUUUGGACAUAAACUGCACUCUGCCACUCACCGAGCAGAUUGUGCUGGUUGGGACAGAGGAAGGUCUAUAUGCAUUAAAUGUUGUGAAGAACUCCCUUGUGCACAUUCCUGGUGUGGGGUCAGUGUUCCAGCUUCAUAUCCUAAAGGAACUUGAUCGACUCAUCAUGAUUGCAGGAGAGGAGCGAACCCUCUGUUUUGUGGAUAUUAAGAAGGUGAAGCUGUCGUUAGCUCAAUCCCAUCUGCCAGCCCAGCCAGAGCUCGUACCUACAGUUUUUGACAGCUUGAAAGGAUGCCACCUGUUUGCAGUAGGAAAAAUUGAGGCCGGACCCUGUAUCUGUGCAGCAAUGCCAAAUAAAGUAUAUAUCCUCCGUUAUAAUGAUGGGCUUGACAGUUUUGCAGUACGCAAGGAGAUUGAAACAUCUGAGCCCUGCAGCUGUAUACAGUUUACUGCAUACAGCAUCAUCAUUGGUACCAACAAGUUCUAUGAGAUAGAAAUGAAGAACUACACACUGGAGGAAUUUCUGGAUAAGAAUGAUAUGACACUGGCCUCUGCCAUUUUUGCUGCUUCAUCCUACAGUUUCCCAAUUGCCAUUGCCCAGGUGAAUAGCAGUGGGCAAAAGGAUGAGUUUCUGCUCUGUUUCCAUGAAUUUGGAGUCAUUGUUGAUGCAUACGGAAGACGCAGUCGUACUGAUGACCUGAAGUGGAAACGUUUGCCCUUGGCAUUUGUUUAUAGAGAACCUUACCUAUUUGUAACUCAUUUCAACUCUUUGGAGGUUAUUGAGAUCCAAGGUCGUAACACAGCCAGUGUAUUGAGUCAUGCUCACUUGGACAUCCCGAAUCCCAGAUAUCUCGGCCCUGCAAUGUCAUCUGGAGCCAUUUACUUGGCCUCAUCCUAUCAAAAUAAACAGCGAAUCAUCUGCUGUAAAGGCAACUUGGUGAAGGAGGCAAGCAGUGAUGCGCAAGUUGCAAUCACUAGCCGCAGGUCUCCUUCUCACAACAUGGAUCCUGUUCAACCAACAGCAAAUGCAACCAGUCCAAACAAGCGAGGACUUCCCUCGUACAAUGAGCAUAUGUCAAAGAAGUUGGCGCCUUGCCCGAGAGAAAAUUCACCUCAGGAUUUGAAUAGGUCAGUCAGGUACAGAGAAGGGAGGCAAGAGACAAGAAGGGACAAAUCACCGCGGCGAGGCUUGGAGAGGGAGAAAUCGCCGGGCAGACCUUUGGACACCGCCAGGGAGAGAUCACCAGGAAGGAUGUUGGAUGAAACCAGAGGAGCUGGCAUGCGGUUACCUGCAGGGUCCACAAGAGCUCCAGUUACGAAGCCCUGGGACCAGUCUGCUGUGUGAGUACACUGCUGUCUUACAGUUGAAGAGGCAAGUACUGGUCAACAGAGGGAGGAUGGCUCUCGGACUAAGGAAAUGCACGGAUCAAAUUAAAGCUGCGCACAUUUAUUUGCUUUAGUCACUAAGGGAAUGGGAGGGUGGGCCAUUAAUUUUAACCUACAUGCUGCUCGCAAUCUAAUUUAAAAUUGGCUAAUGGAAAUGUGGGUGGUUCGUUCAUCUAUGGGGAAAGGAUAUGCAAAGUCAAAUGUAUAAAACUGGAGAAGAUACACUGCAUUUUGCAAGAUUGUUCCUCUUGAUAGCAGAUCCUUUUUUAAUUUUCUCCAGUGAAGGUUGUGUAGACAGCCAAAUGGUAUGCAAGUUUGAACCAGAGAUGAAAUCGGUUAUUAACCGUACACAGUUCAUUACUUGAAUUUUAUACAAAGGUCAUGAAGAGAAUCUGAACAUGGAAUUGCAGCAGAACUUAAUAUAUAUUUUGUAAUAAUCCAUAGCCCUUGGCUAUUUAAUCUUUACUCUCUGCUGUCUUGCACUGCUGCUUUGUCCUGGAUGUACAGAUCUUCAGUCAAACACAAUUUACUGCAGAUUUUUGUAUUUUGUUUCACUGACCUGUGUCAAGAAUUCCCAGUUCUGAAGUGUUCCUACUUUUGUGAUAUUACUGUAUUUUUCUCUUUGUACUGCUUUCUGUGAAUAUGCGACUCGUAAGAAUAAAAUUUGAGUCGCGUUUCUGGUGACUCAUUUUCCAUGAAAAUGCUUAA
Molecule: messenger RNA, 7109 nt
Organism: Pristis pectinata (smalltooth sawfish)
Lineage: Eukaryota; Metazoa; Chordata; Chondrichthyes; Rhinopristiformes; Pristidae
Product: citron Rho-interacting kinase-like
Biological process (GO): actomyosin structure organization; mitotic cytokinesis; peptidyl-threonine phosphorylation
Cellular component (GO): cytoskeleton; cytoplasm
Molecular function (GO): protein serine/threonine kinase activity; ATP binding
Source: RefSeq, a predicted model, not a curated record